Molecule: messenger RNA, 2764 nt
Organism: Aegilops tauschii subsp. strangulata
Lineage: Eukaryota; Viridiplantae; Streptophyta; Magnoliopsida; Poales; Poaceae
Product: 9-beta-pimara-7,15-diene synthase, chloroplastic
Biological process (GO): diterpenoid biosynthetic process
Molecular function (GO): magnesium ion binding; terpene synthase activity
Source: RefSeq, a predicted model, not a curated record
CGGAGCUACAUCAACGAAUCCCAUUCACCAUAUUUCUGAAGUUGCCAGGUCGUUGAUCAAGUAGCUGAAAGUUCACUUAAUUCGAACCUCUAUAUAUACUUGGUCUCUUUUCAGAAAGUUGGCGCAGAGGCACAGUUAGCUUCUCAGCCGACCCCUCUGUUUGCUGCUAUAUUAAAACCCUGAGCCAGUGAGGUGAUCGCCCCAUUUCCCAUGGCGAAUCCUGCACGAGUUGGUGCCUAUUCCAUCCUCCUGCCAUCUGCACCUCACCAGGCCGUCCGCCUCCCGGCGGCUGCUCCACCAUCUGUGUCAAAGUGUGAGUUGCAGAUGCACCAUCAUGGAAGAAACAAGCCUCCGCGCGUCAGCCUCGCCUGCUCAGCCUCCAACCUUCCUUGCACCGAACCAGCAUAUGUCCUCAAGGCAAUGUUGGCGGAAGAAACUAUAGGACCGCGCAGUGAUGUGGAACGGGAUGCUAGAAUACGAAAGCAUCUCAAAAACCCUGAACUCUCGCCGUCUGCGUAUGACACGGCAUGGGUGGCUAUGGUGCCAUUGCCGGACUCCGAUCCGCAGGCUCCAUGCUUCCCUCAGUGUGUUGAAUGGAUAUUGCAAAAUCAACACUCUAGUGGGUCUUGGGGAAUCAACGAAUUUGGCUUAUUAGCCAACAAGGAUAUUAUGUUAUCCACAUUGGCCUGUAUCAUUGCACUUCAUAAGUGGAACGUUGGCUCCGACCACAUAAGGAGAGGAUUAGAAUUUAUUGGAAGCAAUUUCUCCACUGUCAUGGAUGAUCAAAUUGUUUCUCCAGUAGGCUUCAAUCUCAUUUUCCCUGGUAUGCUUAACCAUGCUUUCGGGAUGCGUUUGAUAAUUCCAGUCACAGAAGCUGAUAUCAAUGGGAUACUUCACCUCCGUGAGAUGGAGCUGACAAGAUUAAGUGAGGAGAAAUCGUGUGGGAAAGAUGCAUAUUUGGCCUAUGUUGCUGAAGAAGGGUUAGUAAACCUGCUGGACUACAAUCAAGUGAUGAAGUUCCAGCGAAAGAAUGGGUCGUUGUUCAACUCUCCUGCCGCAACUGCUGCUGCAUUAGUGCACUACUAUGAUAAUAAAGCUCUCCAGUACCUCGACUCCAUUGUCAGUAUAUUUGGUGGUGCAGUACCAACAGCGUACCCACAGAAUAUAUAUUAUCAGCUCUCAAUGGUGGAUAUGCUCGAAAAGAUCGGAAUAUCUCGCCAUUUUUCCAGUGACAUAAACAGCAUCCUGGACAAGGCAUACAUUUCCUGGUUACAGAGAGACGAGGAGAUCAUGCAAGAUGUAGAAACAUGUGCAAUGGCGUUUCGCCUUUUACGGAUGAAUGGUUAUGAUGUGUCGUCAGAUGACUUGUCCCAUGUUGCUGAAGCCUCCACUUUCCAUAGCUCACUUGAAGGAUAUUUAAAUCAUACAAAAUCUUUAUUGGAGUUAUACAAGGCUUCAAAAGUAUGUUUGUCAGAAAAUGAAUUGAUCCUGGAGAACAUAAGCAACUGGUCAGGCCACUUAUUGGCAGAGAAAUUGCGCUGUGAUGGGACACAAAGAAUGCCAAUUUUUGGAGAGGUAGAAUAUACUCUUAAAUUUCCCUUUUAUGCGACAGUAGAACCUCUAGACCAUAAGAGGAACAUUGAACAUUUUGAUUCUAGGGUUACUCAGCAGCUAAAGAGAAAAAACAUGCCAUGUCAUGUCAAUCAAGAUCUUCUAGAUUUUGCCGUUGAAGAUUUCAGUUUUUCUCAAUCUAUAUACCAGGAUGAACUCUGCCACCUCGAGAGUUGGGAGAAAGAAAACAGGCUGGAACAGCUUAAAUUUCUACGCAAGGGGAGUCUGAUAAAUUGUUAUCUCUCUGCUGCUGUCACCCUAUCCACUCAUGAACUCUCUGAUGCUCGCAUUGCAUGUGCGAAAACUAUUGCGCUCGUACUUGUUACUGAUGACUUCUUUGAUGUUGGAGCAUCGAAAGAAGAACAAGAAAACCUCAUAGCAUUAGUAGAGAAGUGGGAUCACCAUGACGAAGUUGAGUUCUGCUCUGAGCAAGUAGAAAUAGUAUUUUCUGCUUUUUAUAGUACAGUUAAGCACAUUGGAGAAAUGGCUUCCGCAGUGCAAAAGCGCGAUGUUACAAAACACCUGAAUGAAACAUGGCUACAUUACUUGAGGUCUGCAGCGACUGAGGCGGAAUGGCAACGGAAUCAAUAUGUGCCAACAGUUGAGGAAUACAUGAUAGAAGCGGUUAACUCAUUCGCAGAGGGGCCCAUUAUGCUAACAUCACUAUACUUUGUCCAACAAAAACUCGAGGAGUACAUAAUCAAAGACCCGGAGUACCAUGAGUUGCUUAGAAUAAAGGGCAACUGUGGCCGUCUCCUGAAUGAUACUAGGGGCUUCGAGAGGGAGUCCAGUGAGGGAAAACUGAACAUCAUCUCACUGCUUGUUCUUCAGAGUGGAGGUUCCAUGUCCAUAGAAGCUGCUCAAGAGGCGGUACAGGAGUCUAUAGCCUCAUGUCGGAGAGACCUGCUAAGGAUGGUUGUUGGAGAAGACCGUGUAGUUCCUAGGGUAUGCAAGGAGGUGUUCUGGAGGUUUUGCAGGACAGUUCACUUGUUCUACUGUCAGACUGACGGAUUUUCCUCGCCCAAGGAAAUGCUCCGCACGAUGAACGCAAUAUUCCGAGAGCCACUCAAACUCCAACAUACCAGUCCUUUGGAUGCUCAGUCAGAACAAUAAUCAAGCAUUCCUUAUGGUAUUGUCAUGAUUCUCACACCGA